UGCCUGGCCGAGCUCUCCCUGGCGCUCUCCGUCUCGCUGGACGUCAGCCUGGCCAAGCCGCAGCUGCAGAGCGUGGCCCUGGGGGUCUGGGGGCUGCACGCCGAGCUGCACGAGGGGCUCUUCCACAGCGAGCUGCUGCGGCGCAUGGGCGGCCGUCCCGGGAAGGGGGCAGAUUCCCCGAAGGCCCUCGGUCUGGGCCUGGCCGGCCUGAAGUACCUGCCCUCGCGGCUGAAGGUGGAUCUGGAGAACAGCAGCCUGGUCCUCUCCAUGAACAGCCAGAAGAGGCACCUCAGCUGGACCCUGAAGCUGCUGCAUUUCGCCCACCAGUGCGACGAGGAGCAGAUCCCCCUGCGCAGCUUCACCCCCACCUGCGACCUGCCCCAGAUGAGCGUCGAGCUGGUGCUGGAAGAUGGGCUGCUGCUGUCCCAGAGCCGCCAAAGGAUCGUGUGCCUCAACCUGUUGAAGGCCAGCCUGCAGGUCAUGGCCAUCGAUGUCUCCGUGGCCGUCCUGCUCAACACCUGCAUCGUCCACUACCGGCACCAGGAGUUCUGCCACUGGGCAGCCAUGCUGGCCGCAGCCGAGCGCAGCCCCGCCUGGCCCCUCUCGGCCCAGCACAGCCCCCCCGGCCCCAG
This is a messenger RNA of Protobothrops mucrosquamatus (brown spotted pit viper), 632 nucleotides long. RefSeq names its product protein KIAA0100-like. NCBI's taxonomy places the organism in Eukaryota, Metazoa, Chordata, Lepidosauria, Squamata, Viperidae. The transcript is spliced from 5 exons. The annotation marks the transcript as partial. The record is from RefSeq and is a predicted model, not a curated record.